Molecule: messenger RNA, 777 nt
Organism: Letharia columbiana
Lineage: Eukaryota; Fungi; Ascomycota; Lecanoromycetes; Lecanorales; Parmeliaceae
Exons: 5
Coding region: 1-777 (258 amino acids)
Source: RefSeq, a predicted model, not a curated record
AUGGGGAAACAACCACUCAAACGCUUCACCAUUGCGAUUACUGGCUACUUCGGAGAACAGCGCUCGUCCGAACAGAUGCGCAAAUGGAUACAUAACAAUGGAGGCAUCUUUGCAUAUAAUGUCUCUCCGAAGAUUACCCACCUUGUUUGUAGCAAGGAAGACUUCAAGAAGAAUGUGGCAAUGGUCCAAAAGGCACGCCAGCUCAGGACCGUCAAAAUCGUCUCCUGGGAUUGGCUGGAGGACACCUUGAUGAAAGAGCAUCCCAUGAAAGAAUCCGAAUACCUUAUGGCCCCUCUAGUCAAGUGUGCUGCGGACAAUAAAGAAAAGAAGAAGGCAGUCAGGAAAGAGAACAUUAGAAAAGGCAUGGAGAACUUCGAGAAAGGAUGCAAGGAAUUCAAAGAGGACAUGUUCUCCGAUGGCUAUCAUAUCUAUCAAGACUGCACCAAGUUCAACUACGACGUUACCCUUGCCCGCACGAACCUCCUCGUCAACAAAAAUGAUCGCUUCGCCCUCAAGCUCUUCGAGUCCCACGCUACGCCCAAGUACUACGCCUGCUAUGCCAAGUACAGUUCUCCCGGCCACGCACCCACAAGUGAGAUGCUGGCGCCGAUUGGGAGCCCGUGGGAAACCGCAUGGGACGCGUUUCAGGGGUUUUUCGAAUUGAAAACGGGAAAGAAGUGGGAGGAGAGAUUCGUCAGGAUGGCCUUGGGGAGUGAGGCUUUCACGUACACUCCGCCGAAAGUGGGACAGCCAAGGGGCAUGUUCUUGGAGAUCUGA